CACAAACAGGUGGUCAUCCUGCCCUUGCCUUGACCUGUAAUCUGCAUAGGACAGUGGCCUGGUCACAGGGGCCCAUUGUGGGGAGGUUGGGAAGUUAAAGAACACUCUGGCCUCCUCCAUCAUGUCGGCCAAGAAGGCAGAACUGAAGAAAACAAGCCUGAGCAAGAACUACAAGGCAGUGUGCCUGGAAUUGAAGCCAGAGCCGACCAAAGUAAGAAGCUUUUUUGAGGCCGUGCCGACAGCCAGGCCUGAGACCCGUGGGGAGGUGACUUGGAGUCAGGGGUCAUUCGCUGUUCCUGGUGGCCAAGACCUGUCCCAGACAUACGACUACAAAGGAGUAAAACAAGAAGGGCCGUUUACCAAAGCAGGAGGAACUCAUGAGCUAAGGAAUGAACUCAGGGAGGUGAGGGAAGAGCUCAAGGAAAAAAUGGAUGAGAUCAAACAGAUAAAGGGCGUAAUGGACAAGGAUUUUGAUAAACUCCAGGAAUUCGUGGAGAUUAUGAAGGAAAUGCAGAAGGAUAUGGAUGAGAAGAUGGAUGUUUUAAUAAAUAUACAGAAGAACAGCAAGCUUCCCCUUAGAAGAGGGCCAAAGGAACAGCAAGAACUCAGGCUGAUAGGAAAAACAGACCCGGACCCACAGCUCUGCCUCAAGAAGAUGGAUGGGGCUGACGGAACACCGCUUUCUCUCCACAAGAAGAUGAUGGCACUACAGAAACCAAAAAAGGACCCUCUGGAUUCCCUUCAUCAAUGCGGGCCAUGCUGCCAGCAGAAAACUUCCGUAUCAAGCCUGGCCACCCUGUUCAUCCUUGGCUUCUGGAGCUGCUUUCUGAUUUAUCUGUACUUCCAACCCUAUGUGGUGGAGGACAUGCUCCCAACCUAGGAGCGCGGCGGAUCCCACCAGCAGCUCUGGCUCUUCCUACCCCGACUCUUCAAACUGCACAGCAAGGGCUUGUGGCCCUCGGACCUACCACCCUGCCCCAGGCCUGCCCCCACCUGGAGAUUAAAAUCUUCGUUUAAAGCCA
Molecule: messenger RNA, 1022 nt
Organism: Lutra lutra (Eurasian river otter)
Lineage: Eukaryota; Metazoa; Chordata; Mammalia; Carnivora; Mustelidae
Gene: TEX35
Product: testis expressed 35
Exons: 8
Coding region: 122-880 (252 amino acids)
Source: RefSeq, a predicted model, not a curated record